Messenger RNA from Mastomys coucha (southern multimammate mouse), 2296 nucleotides. It is a transcript of the gene Ccer1, whose product is annotated as coiled-coil glutamate rich protein 1. Lineage: Eukaryota; Metazoa; Chordata; Mammalia; Rodentia; Muridae. Bases 548 to 1759 code for a protein of 403 amino acids. The transcript is spliced from 4 exons. The record is from RefSeq and is a predicted model, not a curated record.
GGAACCCCUCCUCCUCACAGAGAGAGCCAUGUCCACCCCAAUUGGCUGUCGUCCUGGGCAACCAAGGACGCAAGGGGCACGCGGGGGGCCCCCAGCCAGUAUUUAAAGGCCGCCACUGCCGGUGCCCACUCAGUCCGGCCAGGACGGCGACGGUGAAGCACCUGGGUUGAGAGGGAGGAGCAAGGUAACAAGCGACCACUGCCUCUCCGGUCCCCAGCCCUAGCCUCGGCGGAGGCGGGUGUGUGUGGGACCCGGGAGUGGCUCUCACAUCUCAUCGCCCACCAACACCUUCCUCCCCCACCAUCCUUACCCCACCCAACCCACCUGGGCAAGACAACCCAGGUGCGAAAGACAGUGAUUCUGACGGAAGAGCGAGCAAGUGGAGAAGAGGGGGGAAUCCUCGUGAACAGGGAAGGCGUGGUCACAGUCAAAGGCACGCGGCACUAGGGACUCCAGCUGAGGAGACGCUUCCCAUUGACCACCUGAUCAGGCCAAAGUGACUGCUCCUAGGACGCUACCACUGAGACCCGGUGGAGAUCCCUGAACCAUGACCCCGACGGUCAACGAAAGGGAGGACCCCCUUAAUCUGGGCGGCGGCGGCUGGGCAUCCUCCAUUCCAUUGCGCACCUGGUCCUCCUACCAUCGAAGGCAGAGGGGCUUUCCGGUGUCCAAGCGGCGAUACCGUGAUGGCCCAAAAAAUGAGUAUGAGGCUCCCAGGAAACAACCCAAGCAACAGCCCAUCCCAGGCCCUUGGUUUCAACCACCUACAGGGCCCUAUUGGGCCCUGUACUCCAAUUGGGAGCUCUGCGGAGGGCCCUGGCGCCCACCUAUCAUAGCAUUCCAGAGCCCCCUGUGCCCAGCGCAGAUGAUCAGGGCCUAUGGUCUACACCCGCUCUGCGUCUGCUGCUGCUCCUGCUGGAGCGGGCCAUGGAAUCCCGGCUGGGAGAGACCACCGGGUAGAAAGAAGCGCUGGGGACACAGGGGUCGUGGCCUGCGCCGCCACUCUCGUCGCUCCUUCCGGAGGAAUCCACCAACAGACCUGAGCAAGAUGCUGCGCCCGGUCAACCUGUGCGGGUGGCGGGCGCCUGGGAUGAGAGCGCCUCGGAACACCACCCAGUUCAUCAUGAACCAGGUCUAUGAAGACAUGAGGCAGCAAGAGAAGCUGGAGCGCCAGCAGGCAGCGUUGCGGGCACAGCAAGCCCAGGCCGGUGGCAUCUCCCCAGGAGACUCCACUACCAAUCAAGCUCCUCGCAGCGGCGUCGAAGAAGAUUCGCAGUUGCUGGAAGAUCUGUAUGGCUUCAUGCAGGAUCCCUCUCUAACCUUUAGUCCUGCUCUAGUGCAGCAAAACCAGUCUCCCACCCCAGGGCUGGUAGAGGAAGAGGAGAAAAAUGUUGAUGAUGAGUGUGACGAAGAGGUUUGUGAUGAAAAAGAGGAGAGCGAGGAGGAGGAGGAGGAAGAGGAAGUGGACAGAGUCUCAGAGGAUGAAGAUGUGGAUGAGGAGGAAGUCGAAGAGGCUGGCAAUGGGGAGGAAGGGGAAGAGGACCAAGAGGACGCGGAUAUGUUGGAAGAGGCGGGGCUGGAGGAGGGAAAACAGAGAGAGGAAGAUAAAUUCUUGCCUCUGGGAAUGCCUUUGUCAAUCCUAGUAGGGGACGAAGAAGAGAGAGAGAACUUUAUGAACUAUGAUUAUUUAAGCCAAGAACAAAUAAUUCCCAAUGUGCCAGAGGCAGAUCUCUUUAUGGUACCGGACAUUAGCCAUUAGUCACCAAGAAGGGAACUGAGAAACGAAAUGGAACUGAUUUGAGGCUAAUAUGGAUUAACAGCUUGUUAAAAGCAAAUUCAAAAUGCUAUGGAUCUUCCUCAGAAGAACACGAAGUUGCUUCUGUGGAACUGGUUGUCUGCCAUGGCCCCAGCAAUCCAUAAUCCAUGCAUGGAGAGGAUUCCCCAUGGUCACAAGGCAACUUGCACAUCUAGUUAAGAUCCAAGGAAACUAGGAUAACUGUCCUCUGAGAGGCUCUACCUACUUCCUGUACUACUUGCCACCUGAGCCCACUUGCCCUUGGGGGUUGGAGCUGAGAUGGCACAGAGUCAAUGACACAGACUCUGGGAGCAGGGGUACCUUUGGACAAGAGCAUUGUCUUCUACCAAUGUGUUGGGCUCCUUUGUAGCUGUUCUGAGACAUAUUCAGCCUAUAGACUACAUGUUAGACAUACUGGCAAGAGUAUGAGUACGUGUUUUCAUACAGAAGAUGCAAAGGAGUGAAAAACAUACUGAUAAAGGUUGAAGGCAUCUUAUUGGA